Messenger RNA from Cyanidioschyzon merolae strain 10D, 594 nucleotides. Its product is annotated as similar to actin-binding protein, profilin. Gene Ontology annotation, cellular component: cell cortex. NCBI's taxonomy places the organism in Eukaryota, Rhodophyta, Bangiophyceae, Cyanidiales, Cyanidiaceae. The transcript has a single exon. The coding region runs from base 1 to 594 and encodes 197 amino acids. The record is from RefSeq and is a predicted model, not a curated record. Gene Ontology annotation, molecular function: actin monomer binding.
AUGGUUUGCGGUGGUCAAAUACAUCGCCACGAAUGCCCCGAACUCUUCGUGAAAGUGCGCUGCACCGGCGCGGACGCAACGCUCUCGGCAUGCAGCGAGAAACUGAACAUUUCUGGACCAGUGGCGUUCAAAACUAAAACGUUUCUGGUUUCUCCUUCAAAAAAACUGUUUCUUUCGGACUCGCUGAACUCUCGACAAGAGCCCAUCAUGUCCUGGCAGCAAUACGUUGACACUUAUUUAAUAGGUUCUGGGAAGUGUGCGGAAGGAGCGAUCAUAUCGGCUGGUGGAGACGGUGGAAUCUGGGCACGGUCCCCGGGACUGCGGGUCACACCGGACGAAGUCAGCAAACUGUUACGAGCGUUUGUGGACCCAGGCGAUGCAGCAACUUCGGGGAUCCGUGUGGGCGGACGCAAGUACAUGUUCUUGAGGAGUGAUGGAGACGCGGUCUACGCAAAAGAGCGUGAUGAUGGACUGGUUGCGAUGCGAACGCGCACGGCGCUCGUGCUGGCGCUUUACAGCAAAGGAACCGUUCCCGGUGAGUGUGCAACAGCUGUAGGUCGUGUUGCGGACUAUUUGCGUCAGCACGGUUAUUAA